Molecule: messenger RNA, 8946 nt
Organism: Oncorhynchus gorbuscha (pink salmon)
Lineage: Eukaryota; Metazoa; Chordata; Actinopteri; Salmoniformes; Salmonidae
Gene: nalcn
Product: sodium leak channel, non-selective
Exons: 47
Coding region: 242-5500 (1752 amino acids)
Biological process (GO): transmembrane transport; monoatomic ion transport
Cellular component (GO): membrane
Molecular function (GO): monoatomic cation channel activity
Source: RefSeq, a predicted model, not a curated record
UGAUUGCAGCUCCGUGCGCGCGUCCGCACGCUCCAUCGUCACAACACACACCGGAAAACAGCUGAUGUCAUUGAGAGAACGACACACUGUCACCGAUAACCGGGAAUAUACACACUUAUCGCGUAACCCUAUAGCAUCACACUCCCCUUGUCUAUCUCUGGCUGGUCUCUCUGCCCCCCUCUGACCUGGGGAUGAAUGCACCAAUGAGGAGCCAGCUCACAGGUAUGCCUGAUCGCAUGUUAUGUGCAGUGCUGGAGCAAUUUCAGCUUUACUUUUCCCUUUGAUCCACUCUCUGUAUAGUACAGCCAGCCCCAGCAUGCUGAAGAGGAAGCAGAGCUCGAGGGUUGAGGCCCAGCCCAUGACUGACUUUGGGCCCGACGAAACCCUCGCCGACAGUGCCGACAUCUUCUGGAUCAACAAACCAUGGGUGCACUCUCUGCUGCGAGCCUGUGCCAUCAUCAGCGUCAUCAGUGUGUGUAUGAACACACCCAAGACGUUCGAGCACUACCCCCCGCUGCAGUACGUGACCUUUACCCUGGACACGCUGCUCAUGUUCCUCUACACCGCUGAGAUGAUCGCCAAGAUGCACAUCAGAGGAAUCAUCAAGGGUGAUAACUCGUACGUCAAGGAUCGCUGGUGUAUGUUUGACGGCUUCAUGGUCUUCUUCCUCUGGGUGUCUCUUGUGCUUCAGGUGUUUGAGAUAGCGGAUGUUGUUGACCAGAUGUCUCCCUGGGGCAUGUUGAGAAUCCCCAGAGCCCUCAUCAUGAUCCGAGCCUUCAGGAUCUACUUCCGCUUCGAGCUGCCACGCUCACGCAUCACCAACAUCCUCAAGCGAUCAGGGGAACAGAUCUGGAGUGUGUCGAUAUUCUUGCUCUUCUUCCUCCUCCUGUAUGGAAUUCUGGGAGUUCAGAUGUUCGGAACGUUCAAUCAUCACUGUGUUACCAACGACACAACGAAUGGUACUGUGACAUGGAACAGCCUGGCCAUCCCCGACACCCACUGUUCGCCAGACGGGGAGGGAUACCUGUGUCCUUUGGGCUUUAAGUGUGUGGACUUGGAAGAACUGGGGCUCAGCAGACAGGAGCUGGGCUACAGCGGCUUCAACGAGCUCGGUACCAGUAUCUUCACCGUGUACGAGGCAGCCUCUCAGGAGGGCUGGGUGUUCCUUAUGUACAGAGCCAUCGACAGUUUCCCUCGCUGGCGCUCCUACUUCUACUUCAUCACGCUCAUCUUCUUCCUCGCCUGGCUUGUCAAGAAUGUUUUCAUUGCGGUCAUCAUUGAAACGUUUGCUGAGAUCAGAGUUCAGUUCCAGCAGAUGUGGGGGUCCCGGAGCAGCACCACCUCUACUGCUACCACACAGAUGUUCCACGAGGACUCGGCUGGAGGAUGGCAGCUUGUUGCUGUGGACGUCAACAAACCACAUGGCCGCGCACCAGCCUGCCUCCAGCAACUGAUGCGCUCCUCCAUCUUCCACAUGUUCAUUCUGACUAUGGUUGCCGUAGACGUAAUCGUUGCCGCUAGCAACUACUACAAGGGUGAGAACCACCAAAGGCACUAUGACGAGUUCUACCUGGCUGAGGUUGCCUUUACAGUGCUGUUUGACCUGGAGGCUAUGCUUAAGGUCUGGUGCCUGGGCUUCACGGGCUACAUCAUCUCCUCUCUGCACAAGUUUGAGUUGCUGCUGGUGGUGGGUACCACCCUGCACAUCUACCCUGACCUCUACCACUCCCAGUUCACCUACUUCCAGGUACUGCGAGUGGUGCGUCUGAUAAAGAUCUCCCCGGCACUAGAGGACUUUGUGUACAAGAUAUUUGGUCCCGGUAAGAAGCUGGGCAGCUUGGUGGUGUUCACAGCGAGCCUGCUCAUAGUCAUGUCAGCCAUCAGUCUACAGAUGUUCUGCUUCGUGGAGGAACUGGACCGAUUCACCACCUUUCCCAGAGCAUUCAUGUCUAUGUUCCAGAUCUUAACCCAGGAGGGUUGGGUGGAUGUGAUGGACCAAACUCUUGUGGCUGUUGGUCAAAUGUGGGCUCCUGUAGUGGCGAUCUACUUCAUCCUCUACCAUCUGUUUGCUACUCUGAUUCUGCUCAGUCUUUUCGUGGCUGUCAUCCUUGAUAAUCUAGAGUUGGAUGAAGACUUGAAGAAACUCAAACAACUGAAGCAAAGUGAGGCGAACGCAGAUACCAAAGAGAAGCUGCCCCUACGUCUAAGGAUCUUUGAGAAGUUUCCUAACCGGCCCCAGAUGGUCAAGAUCUCCAAGCUGCCUUCUGAUUUCACUGUGCCCAGAAUCAGGGAGAGUUUCAUGAAGCAGUUCAUUGAUCGGCAGCAGCAGGACACCAGCUGUCUGUUCCGCCGCCUUCCUUCCGCAUCCUCCUCUUCCUGUGACCAUUCCAAGCGAUCCGCCAUAGAAGACAACAAAUACAUCGACCAGAAGCUCCGCAGGUCAAUAUUCAGCAUCAGAGCUCGCAACCUCCUGGAGAAGGAAACUACUAUCAACAAAAUCCUCCGGGCUUGUACCAGACAGCGUAUGCUGAGUGGAUCCUUUGAGGGCCAACCACUGAAAGAGCGCUCCAUCCUCAGUGUCCAACACCAUAUACGCCAAGAACGCAGGUCUCUGAGACAUGGCUCCACUAGUCAGAGGAUCAGCAGAGGAAAGUCCCUGGAGACACUCACACAAGAUCGAGAGUCAGAGCAGAGAUCGCACUGGCACCAGCAUUCCAGUACAGUGCGUUAUCGUAACGCCCAGCGAGAAGAUAGUGAGAUCAAGAUGAUCCAGGAGAAGAAGGAGCAGGCCGAGAUGAAGCGCAAGGUCCAGGAAGAGGAACUGAGGGAGAACCAUCCUUACUUUGACAAACCUCUCUUCAUUGUGGGGAGAGAGCACCGCUUCAGAAACUUCUGUAGGACUGUCGUGCGGGCACGCUUCAAUGCAUCCAAAACAGAUCCGAUAACAGGAGCGGUGAACUCCAAAUACCACCAGCUUUAUGAUCUCCUGGGGCUGGUCACCUAUCUGGACUGGGUGAUGAUCGUAGUGACCAUCUGCUCCUGUAUCUCCAUGAUGUUUGAGUCUCCUUUCACCAGGGUCAUGCAUGUACCCACUCUACAGAUAGGAGAGUAUGUCUUUGUCAUCUUCAUGAGUAUCGAGCUGAACCUGAAGAUCAUGGCGGACGGCCUGUUCUUUACUCCUACAGCCGUCAUCAGAGACUUUGGAGGAGUCAUGGACAUCUUCAUCUACCUCUGUAGUCUGAUCUUCCUGUGUUGGCUGCCUCCUAACGUGCCUCCGGAGUCUGGGGCUCAGCUGCUGAUGAUGCUGAGGUGUCUUCGCCCCCUUCGCAUCUUUAAACUGGUGCCCCAGAUGAGGAAGGUGGUGCGGGAGGUCAUCAAGGGUUUCAAGGAGAUUUUCCUGGUCUCCAUCCUGCUCCUGACACUAAUGCUGGUGUUUGCAAGCUUCGGCGUCCAGCUCUUUGCUGGAAAACUAGCCAAGUGCAAUGACCCCCACGUAUUCCUUCGGGAGGACUGCCAUGGAAUCUUCCGGAUCAACGUGAGUGUGUCUAAAAACCUCAAUCUCAAACUAAGACCAGGAGAGAAGAAGCCUGGCUUCUGGGUGCCAAGAGUGUGGGCCAACCCUCGCAACUUUAAUUUUGACAAUGUGGGUAAUGCCAUGCUGGCUUUGUUUGAGGUCCUGUCACUCAAAGGCUGGGUGGAGGUCCGUGAUGUCAUCAUUCAUCGCGUCGGACCGAUACAUGGUAUCUACAUCCACGUGUUUGUCUUUCUAGGCUGUAUGAUUGGACUCACUCUGUUUGUCGGAGUGGUCAUCGCUAACUUCAAUGAGAACAAGGGUACUGCUCUGCUGACAGUGGACCAGAGGAGGUGGGAAGACCUGAAGAGUCGACUGAAGAUUGCCCAGCCUCUCCACCUCCCGCCACGCCCAGAGAAUGCAGGGUUCCGUGCCAAGAUGUAUGACAUCACUCAGCACCCCUUCUUCAAACGGGGUAUCGCUGUGCUGGUUUUGGCCCAGUCAGUGCUGCUGUCUGUCAAGUGGGAUGUAGAUGACCCAGUAACAAUGCCACUUGCUACCAUGUCAGUGGUCUUCACCAUUAUCUUUGUGUUAGAGGUGACGAUGAAGUUCAUAGCUAUGUCCCCGGCGGGGUACUGGCAGAGCAGACGGAACCGCUACGAUUUACUGGUGACAAUACUGGGAGUCAUCUGGAUAGUCUUGCACUUUGCUCUACUGAAUGCAUAUACUUACAUGAUGGGCACCUGUGUGAUCGUCUUCAGGUUCUUCACCAUCUGUGGAAAGCAUGUGACUCUGAAGAUGCUACUGCUGACAGUCGUGGUCAGUAUGUAUAAAAGCUUCUUCAUCAUCGUGGGAAUGUUCCUUCUCCUCCUCUGCUACGCCUUCGCUGGAGUCGUCCUAUUCGGAACCGUUAAAUACGGAGAGAACAUCAACAGGCAUGCUAACUUCUCCACGGCAGGGAAGGCCAUCACGGUUCUGUUCCGUAUUGUCACGGGGGAAGACUGGAAUAAGAUCAUGCAUGACUGCAUGGUGCAGCCUCCGUUCUGUACCCCCGAUAAGCAUCGCUACUGGGAGACGGACUGUGGGAACUACGCAGGGGCACUCAUCUACUUUUGCUCCUUCUAUGUCAUCAUUGCUUACAUCAUGCUUAACCUCCUCGUGGCCAUCAUUGUGGAGAACUUCUCUCUCUUCUACUCCACUGAGGAGGACCAGCUACUGAGCUAUAACGACCUCCGACACUUUCAGAUUAUCUGGAACAAUGUGGAUGACAAGAGAGAGGGAGUGAUCCCAACAUCGCGGGUGAAGUUCCUGCUGCGUCUGCUGAGGGGCAGGCUAGAGGUAGACCUGGAUAAGGACAAGCUGCUGUUCAAACACAUGUGCUAUGAGAUGGAGAGGCUGCACAACGGAGGGGACGUCACCUUCCACGACGUGCUCAGUAUGUUGUCAUACCGUUCAGUGGAUAUCAGGAAGUCUCUACAGCUGGAGGAGCUGCUGGCUAGAGAGCAGCUGGAGUACACCAUAGAAGAAGAGGUGGCCAAGCAGACCAUACGCAUGUGGCUCAAGAAGUGCCUCAAACGCAUCCGUGCUAAGCAGCAGCAGUCGUGCAGCAUCAUCCACAGCCUGAGAGAGAGCCAGCAGCAGGAGCUCAGUCGCUUCCUCAACCCCCCCAGCAUACAGACCACCCUGCCUAGUGAGGACAUCAACGCUAACCAGGACCAUUCAACACAACCAGAGUUGAGUGGUCUCCAACAGCUGCUGAGUCCUACUCUGUCAGACCGUGGGGGAUACAGACAGGACUCCUCAGAACGCCCUCAGAGGAAACUGGGCCAGUGGAGACUACCUGCAGGUCGUACCAGUGUCAAGUCCAUGGUGUGUAAGAUGAACCCUGUGAGUGACGAAGCCUCCUCUGGGUCAGAGGUCAAGAAAUGGUGGACGCGUCAGCUGACCGUUGAGAGUGACGAGAGCGGUGAUGACCUCAUAGAUAUUUAAAGGGAAAACUCAGAAAAUUCAACCACGCUCACAUAUCGAACGAGAACUAGGAUAGACAACUAUAGCUCUGAGCGCUCAGUGUCAACACAGUACUCUGGUGGUUGAAACAUUUCUUGAAACGUUCUUUCAAGGUUUUUUCAAGCAUAUCCCAUUCAUACUUGACUGAUUGGGGAAGUGACAGCGUGGACAUCCUCCUCGCAAGUCUCUCCAUCAGCAGCCAUCUUACAUCUGUGGGACGUUAUGAUCAGUUUUUUCUCAAAAUGGUGGCUUGUAGACACAGGAAAAUGUCUCUCGGUUUGCAGUUAAGGCCAUUUCAAGAACGUUGAUUGUUAGAAACAACGCUUUAGCUGUUUGGUUUAAAGACUCUAUAUGAAUGUACAAAGCCAAUCCCAUGACACCAUGAAUUCCUAUGUGAAGACUCAAUAGCCCAUUUGAAGCCCAAAAAGUCAGUUAAGGUGGCGUCUAUAGAAUACAUAACAUACGCAGUAUGAGCUACUCCAGGAAGUGAUAUUGCAGGAUAGCUCAGUGCUUCCCCAUCUCAUUGAGUAUCAAAGGUUAAAGUCCGACCGGGAUACUGCAGGCUGCAAUUCGCAACUAAAACGAGGCAACAAUAAACAAGUCGUCCCCCUUGGGCCAAUCCGUGUAAUUUUGUAAGUGAUGGAUCUGUGUGGCAAGACUCAUCAUUCACCCAAGUUUCAUCAAAAUCGGGCAAGUGGUAUCUGAGAUUUUGUGUGUGACUUAUGCACAUACACGUGAUUACUACAGUGCACCCUUUGGCCAAUCAGUGUAAUUUUGGAAAUGGCGGAUCUAUGUAGCAAGAUGCAUCAUUCACCCAAGUUUAGUCAAACUCGGGCCAGUGGUGUCUGAUAAAUCGUGUGGGUAAGCUAGACUCAUAUCCCUGAGCAUGGGUGCCAAAUUUAAUCACUUAGUCAAACAGAUCAAGAGAUAUAAACAUGUACCUGUUAUUGCGCCACCGUGUAGUCGAUAUGAUUGUUCUUGCAUAUGUUGAGUUUAAACAGUGUUUGCAACAUGUGUACCAAAUAUUGUUACAAUACGGAUUUUCUUAACUGAUUUAUAUGCAUUUAUGUGCCAGACCAUGCCCGUGUGAAUGUUUAUUGGUCAAUAGCGGCAAAGUUGUUUUAGCUACUAGUCUGGAAAGGAAUGCGUUGAGGGACCUUUUCCCAAUGAUGUUUCGUGCAGAUCGGUCAUUCGGUGCCAGAGGAGAGUAGCGUUUUAAGGUCAUGUUUCGUGCAGAACGGUCAUUCGAUGCCAGAGGAGUAGCGUUCUAAGGUCAAGUUUCGUGCAGAUCGGUCAUUCGGUGCCAGAGGAUUAGCGUUUUAAGGUCUAGUUUCGUGCUGAUCGGUCAUUCGGUGCCUGAGGAGUAGCGUUUUAAGGUCAAGUUUCGUACAGAUCGGUCAUUCGGUGCCUGAGGAGUAGCAUUUUAAGGUCAAGUUUCGUGCAGAUUGGUCAUUCGGUGCCAGAGGAGUAGCGUUUUCAGGUCAAGUUUCGUGCAGAUCGGUCAUUUGGUGCCAGAGGAGUAGCGUUUUAAGGUCUAGUUUCGUGCUGAUCGGUCAUUCGGUGCCUGAGGAGUAGCGUUUUAAGGUCAAGUUUCGUACAGAUCGGUCAUUCGGUGCCUGAGGAGUAGCGUUUUAAGGUCAAGUUUCGUGCAGAUUGGUCAUUCGGUGCCAGAGGAGUAGCGUUUUCAGGUCAAGUUUCGUGCAGUUCGGUCAUUCGGUGCCAGAGGAGUAGCGUUUUAAGGUCAAGUUUCUUGCAGAUCGGUCAUUUGGUGCCAGAGGAGUAGCGUUUUAAGGUCUAGUUUCGUGCAGAUCGGUCAUUCGGUGCCUGAGGAGUAGCGUUUUAAGGUCGAGGUUUCUUGCAGAUCGGUCAUUCGGUGCCUGAGGAGUAGCGUUUUAAGGUCAGGUUUCUUGCAGAUCGGUCAUUCGGUGCCUGAGGAGUAGCGUUUUAAGGUCAAGUUUCUUGCAGAUCGGUCAUUCGGUGCCUGAGGAGUAGCGUUUUAAGGUCAAGUUUCGUGCAAAUCGGUCAUCCGGUGCUUGAGGAGUAGCGUUUUAAUUUUUUUUCUCACAAAAUUCUAAAUUGAGGAAAAUCCAUCAUGGCAGACGUUAUGGCUCCCUGAGGCAAAUUUUUUCCUUGUGAGGAGAGCGACCUAUGUCCCGAAUUUCAUGACUUUAGGUCAAAUGGGGUUAGCGGUGUGACCAUUCAAAGAUUGCAUUUUCAAUUGCUUGUUGUAGCGCCACCAUCUGGCCAAUCAGUGUAAUUUUGUAAAUUACUGAUCUCUAUGGCAAGACGCAUCAUUCAAUAAGUUUUGUCCAAAUCUGGCCAGUGCUGUUUGAGAUAUUGCAUAACAGACGGAGACAGAUCCAGAGUCCCCCCUCCCCUUCCCGAUUUCAUCGUGGGGGUCAUUUGUCCUUAUAACUUCUUCUGUGUGCGAUUUUAAAACAAUUGGAUCAAGGACACACAUCUGGUGUAAUAGAAGCAAUUAUUGGUACCAUGAUUGUCUUCACAAAGAUUGCCCUUUUCCCAUUCACUGUAAGUGGAGAUCCUGUUUUCUGCAAACAAUGCCUGCAGUAUUGCGGUCGACCUUGAACUUUGUGGCUUCAAUGAGAGGGGGCAGUCGUUCUCCACUGGUUUGGUGGAACAUCAAACAAGGGUCAAUACCUCAAUGCAGAGUUUUGGAACCACUGAUUUUAGAGUACCAUUGACAUCUGUACUUUUCCAUGCUGAUUUUUUUCUAUGCAGGAAGUUUUUAUAGUGUCCAUUAAACAGAAUCUCUAUGUGGUACCCUGUCACGACAACGUUUGAUUAGCAUCACUGUCCUUUUAGUUGUGAAUGUCAGGGAGUGAUUAUCUGGAAAUACAAAAUGAGAGUCAUAUAAAUGAUCUAAGUCUACAAGCUACAGGACGUUGUGUCAUCUUGCUAUUAUAUCGUUUUAGGAGAUUAUUUUAUUACAAUAUAGCUAUACAAUACCGCACCAAAACAAUGGAUACACAUUAUUUGUAUGUUGUCGCUAUAACUUUAAUUUAUGAAAUAUGAUGAUUGAAAUGCUUGAACUUUAUAGCUAUAAUUCCAUGUGAUUCCCCUGUUGUCUUUGUUAAUUGUGCCUGUGUCUCUCCCAGUCUCCAGUGUUUCAUUGUACACUUACUGUCAGUUUGCUUAUAACCACUUAAUUCUAUUUGAAUCCAGGUUUCAUGUUCUGUAGUAGAACAACCCAAAGGAAUAUAGUUAUAAAUAAAGGGUGAAAGGACAUAUGUUGGUACAUGACUGUGAAUGUUCUUUCAGAUUAAAUUCAUUUAUGUGUGUGGAAUUGUGUGGGCAGAAAUAUCAGAUAUAUUUGAUCAACUAUGGCAUAUAAAUCCAUUUUGGUUUGUUUGUACAGUAUUGCGUAAUUUCAAAUAAAGGCCUUUUGGCACCAACCGUGAGCUCCAAAA